Molecule: messenger RNA, 1392 nt
Organism: Tetrapisispora phaffii CBS 4417
Lineage: Eukaryota; Fungi; Ascomycota; Saccharomycetes; Saccharomycetales; Saccharomycetaceae
Exons: 1
Coding region: 1-1392 (463 amino acids)
Source: RefSeq, a predicted model, not a curated record
AUGGAAUUUGAUUUAGUUUUAUAUAUUAAGAAGGAAUAUUCUUUAAUCCUGUUAUGUGUAGGGUUCAUUUCUAUAAUUCUUACUAUGGGAGAAAUAGCCGCCGAGGUAUUGAAGCAAGGCAACUUGGAACAUUUGAGGUUGGACUAUUUGAUUUUAGAGUCCCUAGAUGGUUUGACAAAUGACUCUAAAAUGAGACAUUAUCUAUUUAAAAAUGUUUUUGAAUCUAUGCAGUUAAAAUUUUAUAGCCAGAAUGUCGAGGGCUUCAAAGAUUGUAUACUUGGAGACUCAAGUUUAACGGAUUCCGAUAUAAAUACAUUUAAUAGAAGGUUUGUAUUUUGUUCUAUAUUUGCACAACAAUCUUUAGCUGUCAAUUUCAAUACUUUUAAAGUGAUUUCAAGAUUUAUCAAAAAUGUUUUAUUGCUUACUGAAAUUGCCAUUGGUGUCGUCAGUAUUGUGACAAUAUAUCAUAAUAAUUCAAAUGAAAUUAAUAAGAUAAGACACUAUUUACUGGGAAUAAUAAACAUUGACAAAAUUCCAUUCCACGAUAAAAUGAAGGAUAAUUAUAAUAAUGACAGUAAGAGCCCUUGCACUUCGAAGAGAAAACCAUCACUAAACAACUCUAGUAAGGAAAAAGCAGCAAAUGUGAACAUAUUAUCAGACUUUAAUAAAUCUAAGGAUUCGACCGAGUCAGUUAAUAAUAUAGUUAAGACUGCCAUAGAUAAAUUAAACAAACGAGAUUACAUAGAAUCAUCAGAGUCAUCAACAUUUUCCUCAAUAUCCCUACCAACCUUCUUCUUAAAUAAAAAAUCGUCAACUAAUAGUCACAAAGAUACUAAUGUGUAUUUUAAAGAAAAUGUUGACUACCUGAGUGGCACAAAGCGAUCAAAACAUGAGAUCACAGUGGACAACUUGAAUAAUAAAUUAGAUAAUGCAUUAAAAAUAUCAUCUGUUGAAGGGACGAAUUUGAGACCGAUAGAUUUAGCAGGAGAAAAGUCUGAUGGUGAUAAUGGUAAGGUUGAAAUUGCAACACCGGUUAAGGUCAAUGAACCUAUUCAUUGCGCUUUGGAGACAAAAAAUUUAAAUGAAGAAAGGCCAUAUCCCAUAAUAAAAAAGACACCUUUGAAUUUUGACUUAAUUACUACAAAAGGUAGAGCUGAAUGGAAAAAUCAUCUAUUGAAAUUACAAGAAACUAAAAACAAAAGAAAUGAGAAAGAAAGAGAGCAUUUUGAAUUUCCUAAUGAUAACAAAUUACAAGUUGCUGAUAUACAAAAUAUUAGACUAUUUGAUCCAAGUGGAAAACCUCUAAGAAGAGUAGUCAUUCCCGGUAUUGGAUGGGUACCUCAUCGUAGGGCACAAAUGAUAUUAAAUAAAAACAAAACGACACUUACUUAA